GGUGACGUGGGGGAGGAGGGUGAGGCACACACGCAUCUGGGGCUGACUCGCUCUUUGCAAAACCUCUGGGAGGAGCCCACGGGGCCACAAAACUCUCUUCUUUCCCCGGCCAGCCUGAAAGGUGCAGGGAGGCCCCGAAUAGGAGCCGCUGCGCGAUAUGGGUCGCCUGCCACUGCUGUCCGUGCUUCUUCUGGCUCACGCGUGCGUUCCAGCCUCCUGGGGCCUGCAGUGCAUGCUAUGUGGGAGUACUGGGAAAUGCCACGUGCAAGAGUGUGCCCAAGGCCAGGACCUCUGCAGGACCACGGUCAUGCGCAUAUGGGAAGGAGGUGAAGAGCUGGAGGUGGUGGAGAGGGGCUGUGCUCACCCGGAGAAGACCAACAGGACCAUGAGCUAUCGAAUAGGCAUGCAGAUCAUCAGCCUGACAGAGACCGUGUGUGAGUCAAACAUGUGCAACCAGCCCAGACCUGGCCGGGCCCCCGUCUUUCCCCGAAGCCGCUACCUCGAAUGUGUGUCCUGUGCCUCAUCAGACCUGAGCUGUGAGAGGGGUCUGGACCACAGCCUGCAGUGCCGCAACCCUGGAGACCAGUGCCUGGAGGUGGUGACCCACCAGAACCUGCAAGAGAGUCCAGGCGAUGAGCACCACUCCCGAGGCUGUGGCAACCUUCCUGGCUGUCCAGGCCCCAUCGGCUUCCACAACAACCACAGCUUCCACUUCCUGCAGUGCUGCAACACCACCAAAUGCAACCAGGGACCAGUGCUCCGCACUCUGGCCCAAGCCACCAGGACCUCUUGCCUAGAUUGUUGCUGUAACCUCCUCCCUGGUCCACCUGCUUCUGCUCCUGCCGUCCUACAACCAAUGUUCAACACAUCAGCAAGUGUGAUUUUUUUUUUUAUGCCAAUCAGAUCAUGUCACUGUCCCUCCUCAAGUACUCUGAUGACUUCCCCUUGCUCUCAGAAUAAAACCCGAAGGCCAUACUAUGCCCUGUAUAAUCAGGAAUCUGUCUGCCUCAUGGUCUUCAUUUGUUUCUGCAGCUCCAAACUCCAUCCUGCCUCAUGGCCUUUGCACAUGCAGUACCCUCCACCAGGAACAUGUCUCCCCCAAGAGUUCACCCCGCUGGCCGGGUCUCAUUUGUUAGGUCUCAGCUUUGAAGUUCAGUCCUCAGGGAAACUUUCACUGUCCCUUCCCUCCAACGGGACCUAGAUCUUUAGUGUUAUUCUGUCUCUGUAAUCAGUACUGUCCAACAGAACUUUCUGCGGUGAUGGAAAUGUUUUAUAUCUGUGCUGUCCAACAUGGUAGCCAUGACCACAGAUGGCUGUUGAGCUCUUGACAUGUGCACUGAAAUUUUGAAUUUGAACUAGUAUUUAAUAUUGAUGAAUUUCUAUGUAAAUGUAAAUGACCACAUGUGGCUUGUGGCUGCUGUGGGACGACGUAGCUCUGCAUUGUUAAGUUCCGUGAAGACAGGGACUGUUUCCUCUUACACAGCAGCUUACCCAGUCCCUGGUCAGAUAGGGGCUCAGGGGGAGCUGG
Molecule: messenger RNA, 1528 nt
Organism: Manis javanica (Malayan pangolin)
Lineage: Eukaryota; Metazoa; Chordata; Mammalia; Pholidota; Manidae
Gene: PLAUR
Product: plasminogen activator, urokinase receptor
Cellular component (GO): plasma membrane
Source: RefSeq, a predicted model, not a curated record